UUAAAAGCCGUUCACAUGCUUGUAUUUAACUAUUUAUAAUAGUAAACACAAUCACUCACAUAUGCUUGUAGUUAUAUAGAGUCGUGCAAACCCCUAAAUAUUCAACUCACAAAAGAUAAAUCAUGGAAGCUCUAAGAAUUACCUCCGCUGUUGCUCCACCACAGUCGCUUAUCAAAGCUCACUUGUCCAAACCCAUUUUCACUACUCCAUUUACUCACACAACAUCCAAUUUAACCCGAUUUUCAAAAUCCAAACUCACUAAGUUAAAUGUCAUUUCUCCUUCUGUUUCAACCCAAACCGAAACCGGAAACCUUGAUCAUCAAGAUGAGAAAUUUGACUGGUUUUCUCAAUGGUAUGCACUUACGCCUGUGGCUGAUUUAGACAAGAGAGCUCCCCGUGGGAUUAAGGCGUUGGGUCUUGAUGUUGUGGUAUGGUGGGAUAAGAACGAGAAUGCAUGGAAAGUGUUCGAUGAUCGUUGUCCGCACAGAUUGGCUCCCCUUUCUGAAGGAAGAAUCGAUCAGUGGGGUCGGUUGCAGUGUGUGUACCACGGCUGGUGUUUUGGUGGCUCUGGUGACUGCAAAUUAAUUCCUCAAGCUCCUAGUAACGGUCCUGCGGUUCAUUCUUCCACAAAGGCGUGUGUUGCUGUUUAUCCAAGCACCGAGCAACACGGAAUUGUUUGGUUUUGGCCCAACACUGAUCCAAAAUACAAAGAUAUCCUCACCAAGAAGAAACCACCAUACGUCCCUGAAAUUGAAGAUCCUUCUUUCAGAACCACCAUAUGCGCCAGAGAUAUACCAUACGGGUAUGAAGUCCUGAUUGAAAAUCUCAUGGACCCUUCUCAUGUUGCAUACUCACACGCUGGGAUAAUGACUUAUUCACCACCGCCCAGGGUUAAGCUUGAUCGAGAAGGGGGUGCACCUAUCGAUAUAAGCAUGCAAAAAAUAGAUAUAAAUGGUUUUACUGCAAGCGAGCAUCAAGGUCGUGUAUGGACCUUUGUUUCUCCUUGUCUGCUAAAAGGUAGUCUCACAAUCAAGGAAAGUUCAAAUAACACACAGGAAAAAAUGGUACAAAAGCCAGCUCGAAAGCAUCUUCUUAUCUUUUUUUGUACUCCGGUCAGCCCGGGUAAAAGCAUAUUCAUAGGCAUUGACGCAAGAAACUUUACUGUUUGGACCGAUCCAUUUGUUUCAAGAUGGAUGGAGCAUAUUAAGUCGAAUUUAGUUAUUGAUUCAGAUUUAAAUCUUAUUCGAGUUCAGGAGGAGAAAGUGAUGGAGGUAGGUCCUUCAAAUUGGCUAAAAGCCUGUUUUGUGCCAGCCAAAGCAGAUACUAAUGUGGUGGCAUUUAGAAAGUGGCUAAAGAAAUAUGCAGGUGGUCAAAUCAAUUGGGGAACCAAAUUUAGUGGACAUUUUCCACUCACCCUUCCUAGAGAACAACUGAUGGACAGGUACUGGAACCAUGUGGUGCAUUGCAGCAGCUGCAAUGGUGCAUAUAAAGGAUUUAAUGCGCUCAAGAUCACUCUUCAGGUCUUUUCAGUUGCUUCAGUGGCUGUUAUGGCUACAAUCAAACCAGGGAUGAUAUCAGUUGCCAGAAGAAAUUUACUCGCGGCUGCUUCAAUUGUGUGCUUUCUAGGAUCAAAAUGGUUGUCAUAUUUCAUAUACAAAAACUUCCAUUUUCAUGACUAUAAUCACGCCUUUAAAUGAGUGUUUUCAUGUAUUAUUGUUAUUACUAUCAAUAAGUUUCUUUCGGUA
Helianthus annuus (common sunflower) is the source of this 1745-nucleotide messenger RNA. Its product is annotated as protochlorophyllide-dependent translocon component 52, chloroplastic. The record is from RefSeq and is a predicted model, not a curated record. Bases 123 to 1697 code for a protein of 524 amino acids. Lineage: Eukaryota; Viridiplantae; Streptophyta; Magnoliopsida; Asterales; Asteraceae. The transcript has 7 exons. Gene Ontology annotation, molecular function: 2 iron, 2 sulfur cluster binding; chlorophyllide a oxygenase activity.